Molecule: messenger RNA, 2312 nt
Organism: Odocoileus virginianus texanus
Lineage: Eukaryota; Metazoa; Chordata; Mammalia; Artiodactyla; Cervidae
Gene: ST8SIA5
Product: ST8 alpha-N-acetyl-neuraminide alpha-2,8-sialyltransferase 5
Biological process (GO): oligosaccharide metabolic process; N-glycan processing
Molecular function (GO): alpha-N-acetylneuraminate alpha-2,8-sialyltransferase activity
Source: RefSeq, a predicted model, not a curated record
GCGGCCGCGGCGGUGACUCAGUGCUCCGCCGCGGCUUUCCUUCCUGCCUCCUUCUAAAAUUCCGGGAUUCAAACCCGGCGUUUUCCGCCCCACCCCUCCCCCUCUCCGUCGCCCGCCUGUCUUUACCCAGACUGUCCGGGUGUUUUGUCCCCCACCUCCCAUCUGUAGGACUGAAGGCCGACCUUCGCGCUCUCCCUCGCUGCCGGCCCGGGGAUCAGACUUGGCCCGCUAGGGCCGGGGACCGCACUGGGCGACAGAUCCGGAGCCCGGCCGGAGGGGGCGGUGCGCGGCGCUCUCCAGCGCACAGGCGGACCUAGCCCGAGCCCCGCUCCCCAUUGGCCGCCACCUCGGCGGGAGGGGCCGCCCGGGUUCGGGGCACCUGGCGUCGCCCCUCCGCAGGGAAGUCGGAGGCUGCCCGGCAUGGGCGCCCGGAGGUAAAGGCAUCGGAAGGGAGGCCUGGGGUAUCUGUGGAGCUCGAGGAGGCCAGCCCUGUUCUGCCAGCUGCCCCGGCGCGGGCGGCUCUCGGAUGCGCCUGCUCUGGCUUCGCCAGCCGGAAACUUUGCUCCGAGAAGUCCCCCACCCUCCUGAUCACGCCGAGAGGCGCCUGGUGGGCCGCGCGCCCCCGGGGGCCCCGCAGCCCCGCGCGUGAUUGCGGGGGCCCCCAGGCGCCAGGCGCCCGCCGCGCUCCGCCGUGCGCGCGCGGCCGCCAGGAUGCGCUACGCGGACCCCUCGGCGAACAGGGAUUUGUUGGGGAACCGAACUUUGCUCUUCAUCUUCAUCUGCGCCUUCGCCUUGGUGACCUUGCUGCAACAGAUCUUGUAUGGCAGGAACUACAUCAAGAGGUACUUUGAAUUUUACGAGGGCCCUUUUGAGUAUAACUCCACAAGAUGCCUGGAGCUGAGGCACGAGAUCUUGGAAGUGAAGGUGCUCUCCAUGGUGAAACAGUCGGAGCUGUUCGACAGGUGGAAGAGCCUCCAGAUGUGCAAAUGGGCGAUGAACAUCUCCGAAGCCAACCAGUUCAAGUCCACUCUGUCCAGGUGCUGCAAUGCCCCCUCCUUCCUCUUCACCACCCAGAAGAACACGCCCCUGGGGACGAAGCUCAAGUACGAGGUGGAUACUAGCGGCAUCUACCACAUCAACCAAGAGAUCUUCCGCAUGUUUCCCAAGGACAUGCCCUACUACCGGUCCCAGUUUAAGAAGUGUGCGGUGGUGGGCAACGGGGGCAUCCUGAAGAACAGCCGCUGCGGGAGAGAGAUCAACAGUGCCGACUUUGUCUUCCGCUGCAACCUACCCCCCAUCUCAGAGAAGUACACCAUGGAUGUAGGGGUGAAGACAGACGUGGUCACCGUGAACCCCAGCAUCAUCACAGAGAGGUUCCACAAGCUGGAGAAGUGGCGGCGGCCCUUCUACCGCGUGCUGCAGCUAUACGAGAACGCGUCGGUGCUGCUGCCCGCCUUCUACAACACGCGCAACACCGACGUGUCCAUCCGCGUCAAGUACGUGCUGGACGACUUCCAGUCGCCGCAGGCCGUCUACUACUUCCACCCGCAGUACCUGGCCAACGUGUCGCGCUACUGGCUCAGCCUCGGCGUGCGCGCCAAGCGCAUCAGCACCGGCCUCAUCCUGGCCACGGCGGCGCUCGAGCUCUGUGAGGAGGUGCACCUGUUCGGCUUCUGGGCCUUCCCCAUGAACCCCUCGGGCCUGUACAUCACCCACCACUACUACGACAACGUCAAGCCCCGCCCCGGCUUCCACGCCAUGCCCUCGGAGAUCUUCAACUUCCUGCACCUGCAUAGCCGCGGCAUCCUGCGCGUGCACACGGGCACCUGCAGCUGCUGCUGAGGGCGGCGCCGGCCUUCCGCCGGCUCCCCCGGCACACGGGGACCCCCGGCGCACCGAGCCACGCUCUUCCUCGCCGGCCCUCAGGAGCGAAGGCCUGGCACUGAGGUUGGCACUCUCUUGGAUGCUCAGCUUCAGACUUGGGUCCUGUGGGCUCUGGGAGGCAGGGAUGCGGGCCAGGCAGACACAUCUCUCUUCGCACCGCCCCACCUCCCCGCCCCGGCCACACCUCAAGAUGGGGGCCCUGGGGAUCGCAAGGGAAUCAAGCACAUUUCCACUCAGUUUUAGCAUCUGAGAGAGCACAAACCGUAUGGCCUCUUUGCAGCUAAAGGAAGUCCCUACUGGGAACAGAAAAGAUGGAGACAGAACAUGUGAGGACAGUUUAGAUCUAACUCAGACUUUUGAGUUCCUGACUCUUAUUCCCAGGCCUCAGCCAUGAAUUGUGGUCUAGAAUCUCAGAGCUAAAAGGUUAA